AAGUAUUGACCCAUGUAGUACAAACUUCCUACCAAUUUUUUUUUUUUUAUGGAAAAUCAAAUUAGGCACCGUUUGGUUCUAAUACCACCACCUUUACAAGGCCACAUAACUCCUAUGCUUCAACUAGCCACCAUCCUUCAUUCAAAAGGUUUCUCCAUCACCAUAGCACACACUCAUUUCAAUUCCCCUAAUCCUUCUAAUCACCCUAAUUUCAAUUUUCUACCUUUCUUCGAUGGUUUAUCUAAUACCCAAAUUACUUCCAAGAAUUUUGUAGAUAUUGCUUCAACUCUAAAUAUAAAGUGCGUAUCUUCACUUAAGGAGACAUUAGUUCAUUAUAUUACAAAAUUAGCAAAUGAAAAUCAUGGUGAAAAAAUUGCUUGCAUCAUCUAUGAUGGAUUUUUAUCCUUCAUCGAUUCUUUGGCUAAGGAACUAAAGCUACCAAGCAUAGUCUUCCGAACCACUAGUGCUACUAAUUUACUCACUUAUCACGUGUGUCUUCAGCUACAAAGCAAAGGUUACCUUCCAUUGCAAGAUUCAAAGUCAAGGGACUUGGUGCCAGAACUGGACUUGCUGCGAUUCAAAGAUCUACCCCUUUUUAAUUUGACAAAUCAAUAUGAUUUUUUACAAAGCAUAGGUAAAACACUUUCAAUAACACCUUUGGGUGUUAUAUUCAACACCGUGGAAAGCUUAGAAGAUUCAUCACUAAAUCAACUCCAAAAGCUAUACAAAGCUAACCUCUUCCCCAUAGGUCCUCUACACAUGAUUGCCAAUGAUGCUAACAAUAGUAGCAUUCUGCAAGAAAAUGAUAAUUGCAUAUCUUGGCUAAAUUACAACAAACCAAGAAAGUCUGUGUUAUAUGUAAGUUUGGGAAGCAUAGCUAGUUGGGAAGAGAAAGAGCUAACUGAAGUUGCUUGUGGCUUAGUCAACAGCAGACAAAAUUUCCUUUGGGUUAUUCGACCUGAGUCAAUCAGCGAUGUUUCAGCGUGGUUAGAAUCCUUGCCGGAAGAUGUUAAAGUAGGUGUGGCAGAGAGAGGCUGUGUUGUGAAAUGGGCACCUCAAAGUGAAGUUUUGGCACACAAAGCUGUUGGAGGCUUUUGGAGUCAUUGUGGUUGGAAUUCUACAUUGGAGAGUUUGUGCGAAGGAGUACCAAUUAUCUGCCAACCUUCUUUUGGAGAUCAGAGGGUAAAUGCAAGGUUGCUGAGUCAUGUUUGGAAGGUGGGUUUGGAAUGGUGUAAUGCCAUAGAAAGGGAUGAGAUUGAAAGGGUGGUUAGAAGACUUAUGGUGAAUUCAGAAGGGGAGAUGAUGAGACAAAGAGCAACAGAAUUGAAGCAUGAAAUUGGGAUAGCUGUGAGGGGUUCUUCAUGUGAUGCACUAAAUGGAUUGGUAAAGUACAUCUUAUCAUUGAAUGCCUGAUUUCACAACAGAAUUUAAGGGGGGCAAAUUGAAGUACCUUGUAAUUAUGAUAAGACUUGAAUAUAUGUGAAAUAGAAGAAAUAAGAUUGUAAGGUUAAUUGAAUAGGAGUUACUUUUUUAAAAUUAAAAAAAAAAACAUUAAUUA
Medicago truncatula (barrel medic) is the source of this 1558-nucleotide messenger RNA. RefSeq names its product UDP-glucose iridoid glucosyltransferase. Bases 49 to 1413 code for a protein of 454 amino acids. Gene Ontology annotation, molecular function: quercetin 3-O-glucosyltransferase activity; quercetin 7-O-glucosyltransferase activity. The record is from RefSeq and is a predicted model, not a curated record. The transcript has 2 exons. NCBI's taxonomy places the organism in Eukaryota, Viridiplantae, Streptophyta, Magnoliopsida, Fabales, Fabaceae.